UCAUUUGAAGUUUUCUUCGUCCCUUAUCUAUAUAACUCAGGUUUGAAAAAACUACCUGUGAUAUAUAUCUUUGAAAUAUAAUACCAUUAUGGGUUCUCAAGGAUUUAACAGCAGUGAGUUAUCCCAAGGUCAAGCCCAUUUGUUCAAGCACAUGCUAUCCUACGCAACUUCCAUGUCUCUAAAAUGUGCAAUUCAGCUAGGCAUACCAGACAUAAUCCACAACAAUGGCCAAGGCCAAGGCCAACCCAUUACUCUCCCUGAGUUGGUCUCUGCCCUUCAACUUGCUCCAGCUCAAACUGGUUUCCUCUACCGUCUGAUGCGCCUAUUAGUACACUCUGGCUUGUUCACAGCAAAGAAAGUUAUUAGCCAAAAUGACGAAGAAGUAGAUGCAUAUGGUCUCACACCUUCAUCUAGAUUACUUGUCACAAAUAAUGGUAAUAAUGAGGUCCCCAGCUUGUCCCCCUAUGUUCUUGCAGCGAUUCAUCCAGCUACAGUAACUUCAUUCCAUUUCCUUGGAAGUUGGUUCCAGCAGAAAGAUGCAACUCCAAGUCCAGCAACGCCAUUUCAUUUAGCUCAUGAUGGGAUUAGCUUUUUUGAUUACUGGGGAAAGAAUACUGAAUACGGUGAUCUUUUGAAUGAUGCAAUGGCCGGUGAUUCAGGAAUGUUGAAGGCUGUUAUCAAAGAUUUCAAGCCUGUUUUUGAGGGACUGACUUCAUUGGUCGAUGUGGGUGGCAAUACAGGAGUCGUCUGUAAGAUUCUCAUUGAAGCAUUUCCUCACCUGAAAUGCUCAGUGCUUGAACUAUCACAUGUGGUUGCUGAUUUACCUAAUACUGAAAACUUGAAGUUUAUUGAGGGUGACAUGUAUCAAGCAAUCCCUCAAGCUGAUGCAAUUCUACUCAAGUCUGUUUUGAGUGGUUGCAGUGAUGAAGAAUGCCUGACGGUUUUGAAGAAAUGUAGAGAAGCCAUCCCAAGCAAUGGUGGAGGAAAGAUUGUCAUAAUAGACAUUGUAAUGGAUAGCAAAAAUGAUGAACAUGAAAUGUUGGAAGCUAAGCUCUCCUAUGAUUUGUUAACAUUGGUUUGUCUAACUGGGAAAUGGAGAAGCCCAAAAGAUUGGGGAAAGCUCUUCUUGGAAGCUGGUUUCACUCACUAUAAAAUCACACCCAUAUAUGGUUUAAACUCACUAAUUGAGGUUUCACCUUGAUUAGAAUAUCACAAAAUCAGUAUAUAUGUUAUGUGACCCUUGAAAUAAGCAUGUGAUAACUAUUGUGACUAUAAUUGAGCACAAUAAAAUUGUCAAUAUGCAAAGUGUUCAUCAGCAAGGGAACUCUAGUUUCUUUUUCGAAAACUUUUUCUGUAUUAUUUUCUUUCAUGUAAUGCAAUUGGAGUUAAAAAUAACUUUAUAUGAUCUGGAGAUUUUAAUUCUUUGAGUAAUUAUUGUACUUUUAAUUUCGUUUAAUAAGGAUAUGGUAGAAUUGGACUUUGGAAUGAAAUCAUAUCUUCAAUUUAUUUCAUAAA
Molecule: messenger RNA, 1515 nt
Organism: Humulus lupulus (European hop)
Lineage: Eukaryota; Viridiplantae; Streptophyta; Magnoliopsida; Rosales; Cannabaceae
Product: trans-resveratrol di-O-methyltransferase-like
Exons: 2
Coding region: 89-1201 (370 amino acids)
Biological process (GO): methylation
Molecular function (GO): protein dimerization activity; O-methyltransferase activity; S-adenosylmethionine-dependent methyltransferase activity
Source: RefSeq, a predicted model, not a curated record